CGGUCCCGGAGCGUGCACAUCUGCCGACUCCAUCUGCGCACUCGGAUACUUGGGACAGCCUGGCUUUUCCCUCUUCGCCCUCCAGUGCCCCACGGAGCCCGCUACUACCCUCCCCAAGACGUGCUGCCCUGCGCGCGCAACCAUGUGCCGCACCCUGACCCACUUCCCCAACUCCUGCCUGGAGAGAGCCAAAGAGUUCAAGACGCGUCUGGGGCUCUUUCUUCAUAAAUCAGAGCUGAGCUCUGAUUUAUUCGAUUGGAUCAGUAAACAUAGCAAAGAGAGAAGCGUCUCAGAAGAUGUUCUGGGAUGGAGAGAGUCCUUCGAUUUGUUACUGAGCAGCAAGCAUGGAGUGGCUGCCUUCCACGCCUUUCUGAAGACGGAGUUCAGUGAGGAGAACCUGGAAUUCUGGCUGGCCUGCGAGGAGUUCAAGAAGAUCCGAUCAGCCACCAAACUGGCCACCAGGGCUCACCGCAUCUUUGAUGAGUACAUUCAAAGUGAAGCCCCUAAAGAGGUGAACAUAGACCAUGAGACCCGAGAGCUGACAAGGACGAGACUGCAGGCAGCCACUGCCUGCUGCUUCGAUGUGGCCCAGGGGAAGAUCCACACCCUGAUGGAGAAGGACUCCUACCCGCGCUUCCUCAAGUCGCCUGCCUACCGGGACCUGGCUGCCCAAGCCUCAGCCGCCUCCUCCACCUGUUCCUCAUGCAGCUGCAGCCCCGACGAACCCUCACACACUUGAGCUUCCACAGCAGCGAAGACGCCAGCAGGAAGAGAGGUGGAGUCGCCCGUCCCUGAAGCAGCGGCCCUGUGUGGGAGGCAGGCUCUGCCCAGCAAGUGCGAGAGGACAGUGAAGGGACGCGCGCGCGUUCCCGCAUCCUGGGUGUGAAGGACUCCCCCCUCCCCCAGAUACUGUGGUGGGCUCCGUGUAGGAGAGGCUCCUCGAAUCCAGGACCCCUGGCUGACGACUGACAAGGGGGCUGUGUGGGGUCUCCGGGGAAGGACUGGUGGCCCAGCAGUUAUGCUCAUCCUACCAGGGCACAGAGGAAUGCUGGGUGGUCGGGAACCUUGAGAAAUGGACCUGGAGAGAACCAUAGCAGCCGGCAAGACAGUUGGCUUUGGUCAUACCUUGAUUUCCUCCUUCCUGGCCUGGGCCUAGAAAAAACUGAAUGCGGAACCUUCCUCUUCUGUGCGCGCCUUCCCAGAGAUACCAGGGGUUCCCUAGCUUAGGCUUCUUACCAUGCCUGUGUUCAUUCUCAUGGGGGUCAACGAGCCCAAUAUGAUUCUUGCCCCAAAUGAGAUUUUUAUACCUCAAAAGCUGGCCUGUGAGCCCCUUUCCAGGUCAGCAGUAACCCUGAAAAAGAAGCCACUUUGCUCGUGUGACUAGACUGGGUGCUCUUGGUGGCCUUUUGUCGGUGGCCCCCUGUCCUCAACAUUUGCAGCAGGGUCCCCUGUGAACAGGGCUAACUGGGAGGGAGGCCUUCCUGAGCCCUGCAAGGCCUUGGAGGCUGAGGUCUGAGGGGAGGGAGGUGGCCGGAAGGAGGCCUCAGGCACGCAUGUCCAGGAACUGAGUGAGGGAGAAAGAGCCACAGGAAAUCCAUCUGUGGGAGGAGCCUAACCGGCCAGCUGAAAUCAAAUCAGUUCUCUUGGUGGACAGGAGACUGGGAUCAAGAGACGCCCCCUGGUGGACGGGGAGCCUUGUGUUUUCCUGUAGACAGGAGAUGCCCACUGCAGUUAGGGGAGAGGUAGGCCAGGGACCACCAUAGGGUAGCUCUGGAUGCGAAGCUGGAAGUGCAGCCAGGGAGUAUCGGGCUGCUUGGAAGGGUGGGGGCGGGGGGAAUGAACCCGCUUACCACCUCUGGGUCUUACUGGACAAACCUUCCAAGUCGGGACUUCCCGCACCAGAGACCAGCAUGGCAGUGGAGACCCAGGUUGCCAACAUUGUUCUCUCUGCACUUGAGGCUUCUCCAGGAGAAACUUAUUUAAGUCUAAUAUAUUGUUACAUUGUGUUGUGCUGAUUGUCUCAGCUAUUGUCGCUGUUGUUAUUUAUUGUGGUUUGUUUGCCUCUACUGGAGAAACUCAGCAGGAGCUGCUUGCCCGGCUGGGCCUCCUCCCUCACGGGACUCUACCUCUGCAAGCCUUGAGACCACUGAGGGCUGUUGGGGGAACACCCCACUGUUUUAAUAUUUAUUUAUUGUUAACAAAGGGAGCUGGGUUCCUUUAUCAGUGAUGUAUGCAACCCCUGUUUUUCUGUUUGAGUGUGUUAUAUUCUUGUAAGAAAUGAAAAUAAAACACCAGUAUACCA
Messenger RNA from Mesocricetus auratus (golden hamster), 2302 nucleotides. It is a transcript of the gene Rgs16, whose product is annotated as regulator of G protein signaling 16. The coding region runs from base 143 to 739 and encodes 198 amino acids. The transcript has 5 exons. Lineage: Eukaryota; Metazoa; Chordata; Mammalia; Rodentia; Cricetidae. The record is from RefSeq and is a predicted model, not a curated record.